UCUCUCUCUCUCUCUCUCUCUCUCUCUCUCACACACACACACACACACACACACACACCAUAGUACAAACACUAACUUUCAUGACACUGAUACACGCAAUGGUAGCAAACCCUUCACAUGAUUAUCCGAAAAAAACGAAUCCCAAGGGCAAAAAGGUAAAGUGGCAAACGAAACAACCGUCUUCAUGGGACCAGAUCAAGAACAUGCUGAUCUGCAAACACAUUGAUCAGGAUUCCCAAUCCCAUCACACUAUACAUCCCUCAUCAAAAGACGUCGUUCCUCAACGGGCCAAUAUUGUCUGCAGCAAACUUUCCAGGUUAAGAAAGGACGCGGCUCAUGGCAACUCAAGGGUCGUAAAUCGAGCCGAUAAGUCGCCGGAGAAUUGCCGUACUCCCGCCUCUGCGGGGCAAGAAACUAGGCUGCUCAGCCACAAAACUAGCUACGGGUCGUCUUCUUCACUGUCGGUGAGAUCCAGUUCCGGUCGGGGCUUGCAGUUCAGAAAGCUCUCCGGUUGCUACGAAUGCCACGCCGUAGUCGAUCCAGCCAGGUAUCCAUUAAUCCCAAUUACAAGUUUAAAUCGUUGUUCUGAAUGCGGAGAGGUUUUCCCAGAAAUCGAAAUCCUGGAACAUCAUCAAGCAAUUAUGCAUGCAGUGUCUGAACUAGGGCCAGAGGAUUCAAGCCGCGACAUAGUUGAAAUAAUUUUCAAGUCCAGCUGGCUUAAAAAGGACAAUCUAGUGUGUCAGAUCGAACGGAUACUAAAGGUCCACAACACCCACCGCAAGAUCCAACGGUUCGAGGACUACAGAGACUCCGUGAAAGCACGCGCCAGCAUCAGCAACAACUCCGCCAAGAGAAACCCUAGGUGCGCCGCCGACGGAAACGAGCUGCUCAGAUUUCACUCCGCCACCCUCGCGUGCCCACUGGGCGCGCACGGCUCGUCCAGCUUGUGCGGCUCCUCACCCCCUUGCGGUGUCUGCACAAUUAUCCGGCACGGCUUUCAGGGUUAA
Messenger RNA from Erythranthe guttata (spotted monkey flower), 1007 nucleotides. RefSeq lists its product as uncharacterized. Lineage: Eukaryota; Viridiplantae; Streptophyta; Magnoliopsida; Lamiales; Phrymaceae. The record is from RefSeq and is a predicted model, not a curated record.